AUGCUGCUUGGUAGCCUUCAAUGCACUCAGAAGGGCCGCGUGCAGCCGCCUGCAGGGAGCCGGGGCGGUGCCGUCUACACGGACUACUUUGGUGGCGUCUGGGUGACGUCCGAGGACGCGCAGGAAGUUGUUUACUACGCACCCCACACGCUAGCCACCACCAUACAGCAGCAGCAACAGUUGAGUUUUCCCCUGAGCACCCAGGACAUCUCUAUAGCACCCCUGUCUACCUCGUCUCCAGCGUACACAGUCGCGUUUCGCUGCGGCACCAUGCGCUGCACCGCCGACAAGGCAUUUCGAGAAGAGCGAAUUUACUCGCUUUUUCCGCUUAGCCGUCCUGCAUGCGACAGCGACGGCUCCGAGCAUGUUCUGUGCAUCGUCACCACAUGCGGUACGCUGGCAUUCAUUCAAGUGCCAACUAGUCAUCGCCAUGAACCCCCGCUGCCGGAGACAGCCGUGCAACCGUAUCAGGAGGUACACCUCGACGUGCAUGUCUGCGCCGCCACCGUCACCAGUGGCGGUGCACAGAAUCUUGUCCUCUGCUGUCACGACGGGGAUUUCACGGAGGUGCUCCGCGUUGCUGUCGUCAGAUCCGCCGAGCAGCUUGACAGCAGUGACUCCGCUGCCGCUGACGCGGAAUACGAGGUGGACGCAAAGGGAUUGUUCAGGGUGGAAGGCCGUAUUGCGGUCGUGUUGCACGAUUCCGUGAUGGAUGUGCUCGUCACGGUCAGUGACACCGGCUACGUUGACGUCUGGGAUCUCGCUUCUGCGAAGGAUGUGACGGCGAUGUACGGGUCCCUGUCGUGGGACUGCAGCCGGUACGGUGCCCCGACAUGCGCGCUGCUCUGCCGCGACUAUUUGUGGGUGGGGCUCACAACGGGCCAACUGCUGGUCUUUCUCUUUUCCAGCCGCCACGGUGCCGUUGCUACUCCACAGUCGCACAGCGUGCAACUUUUACGAGGUCACACGUCGCGCGUGACAGGCCUCCUUAGGAUGUCGCUCGGUACAAGCGUGUGGAGCUGCGCUGAAGACUCGGCAAAGGUGAACGUGUGGGACGCUGCGAGUGCGGCGUUCCGCGGCUCUUUUGUGUUUCCAGAUAUCGGCCUUGUGUCGUGGCAGGCCGGUGCAGUCCAGGUGCGCACGGCGCUGUGGGGCAUCGAUGGCGCGACCGGCGGGCCAAGUCUAAUGCAGGUUACUCAAUCCCUGUUAGACCCCAAUGGCACGCAGGUGCACACCCGGGAGGAAACGCGUGCACAUCAUUGCAACGAGGCUCUCCUGCGUGCCUACCAAGUCUUCUGGCGAUCAAUGGCGCAGACACUUCGUCAUCUGCUGCUUGGUGAUGCCGCAGAGGCUAGCGCAGACGCUAUGGAGUCUACGUCGACGGCAUUACAACUGAUUUGGCAAGAUGUGAGUGGAGCCGGCGAUAACAGUGACGUCCUCGACGCACUUCAUGCCAUGUGUGAUACCUUGCCGCGACUUCGUGCUGCACACUGCAGAGGUGGUGCCGGAGGUGGUGACAAUGCUAGAGAUCUACUGUCGUUGGUGGAGGCAUGUGUCACGUGGCAUGAGCAGCAGGGAUGUGUCUCGCUCGAGGUAGAGGCGUUGUUGUGCUCCUUGAACGCGUCGAGCUGUGAAACGACGCGCCUCACCUCACUCGAAGACGUUGGAGAAGAAGUGCUUCUGCUUCGUGCGCGUGUGGAUGAGCUUCAGUUGGAGCUGGCACGGAUACGUGACGGCCGCGACAGCGAUGCUGCGAGCGAGGGGGGCGAGGAGGCCAUUGACGAAACCAUAACAAAGGAACUACAGGGCGCCCAGGACGUGCUACAUGAUGAGGUCGAGAAAAACCGAGAGUUGAAGGCGCAGCUGAGCGAGGCACAGAGCGAGGUGAAAGUUCUCACCUCCCAGCACACACAUAUGCAGCAGCUGCUGGAAGCCUCUGAUGAGCAAGUGGUGCAGCUGAGGCGGUCACUGCUGGCCGCCAAGAGGGCGGCCGAGGUGACGGCGUCUGAUGUCUCAUCCAUGUUCGAGAUGGAGGCGAGACUGCAUGCGUCGCAGGGUGUCAUCGCCGAGCUCUCCGCCAAGGUGGAUACGCUGCUGAAUGAGGCCGAUGUGACGAGGGCAUCGCUGCAUGAGCUCCAGGAGAGGCAGGGGGCGGCCAAGGCGGUGCUGCAGCGAGUGCUGAACACUCAGAAUGACCUCGCAGACGAUGUUAGUUCACUUGUUGACGACGUGAGUACGGCGAUUGCGUCCUUCAAGAAGUCCCAUCGCGUUGUUCUCACAGAGAACGCCGCCGCUCUACUUGGCGUAGUCGAGGAGUCGAUGUACCGACUUGAGAUGUCCAUCGAGAAGCGGCUGCGUGAUCAGCAGGAGUGGCUUCAUUCCCUUUCCCAUGGGCUGAAGGCUGCCAUGGCGUGA
This is a messenger RNA of Leishmania braziliensis MHOM/BR/75/M2904, 2415 nucleotides long. RefSeq lists its product as hypothetical. NCBI's taxonomy places the organism in Eukaryota, Euglenozoa, Kinetoplastea, Trypanosomatida, Trypanosomatidae. Gene Ontology annotation, molecular function: protein binding. The record is from RefSeq and is a predicted model, not a curated record. Bases 1 to 2415 code for a protein of 804 amino acids. The transcript has a single exon.